UGCCCGGGAUGGCAGGAAAUGAAAUGGUGGGCGGGGCCGCGGCGGUGUACGAGGCCAUGCAGACAGUGCUGGGUAGCUUUAAGUGUGAUGUGUGGUAAAUUUUCAACAGAUUUUGUUAGCUAUGUGGUUCAACUCUCUAUGCACACAAGGAAAACCAUACAUAAUGUACUCAUUUGAAAGAUCAAAGCCUCAUCCUUAUGACGUGAAUGAAGUAUUUUUCAUUCCACAAUGAAAGUUUUUGAGCAAUUGCAAAUUGAAAAUGUUUAUCAAAACUGGUUGGUGUCUUGUAAUGAGAGGUUAUAACACUUCGUUUUUUCGUGAUUCAUAUCGAAUUUGAAUGUGCCAUAGCAAAAAUCCACCUCCCUGUGCUUUGUUUAACAUGUUUCAUUUGAGGAUUAUCUCUCUUGGCAAACAAACAUUUAAAAUAUCUGCAGUUUUUCAACCUUCCUUUGGACGGCCUGCCGCAGAAAAAAAAUUGAAACGUCAGCUCAUUCAAUAAACUUUCAACACAAACUCAUACAUAGAUUUCGACUGAACCACAUCUAUUGUAAAGAACGAGUCCUCCACUUUAAUAUCAAAUACUUUUGAUAUUCUAAAUAUCCCAUUAAUGUUGUUCCUUGGCUUCUUGUUCGUGUCUUCUUGCAGCUCUAAAUUACAGAUAAGUGUCGUGACAGCGACUUGCAAACAUUCUGUCUGUCAAAACUGCAGACCUGGGAAAGAAAAGAAUUCUCUUUGCCCUUUGUGCAAUGAUUGCAUCUCUUCUGAUGAGAAAACACAAGCUUGUGCCACCAUGGAGCGGUCCUCCCAACCUGUUUUGAGAAUCAAGGGACCCCGAGUUCUAGCCGACACAGUAAAGAAAUCAGACAAGAGUUUGAAUUCUUCCUCGCGCAGAAGCUUUGCAAAGAAAUCUUCUAGUCAUUAUAUUCAAGAUCUUCGAACCACUAAUGCAAAGUUAGCACAUUUCCUUGCUGCCGAAAAAUCAAAAUAUUGUGCCCUUGCUAGGAAAUAUAGAGAAAAUAAUAAGGUUCAUGCUCAUCAACAGGCUGAAUUUAGAACCCUUUCUAGGGGUAUUAAAUCUGGAAUCAAAUUUUUGAUGAAUUCAGUUGAAUCAAUGUUUGAAGGAAUUCAGAUUCUUUCAGAAGUGAAUGACAAAAUUAACAGAUUAUGGCCUGAAUCAGCAGAUACAGUUACACCUCAAACGUCAGUUGCAGACGUAAAUGCUCUGUGUACGUCAAGUAGUUCAACAGCACCCACAGUUGGUGACAAUCGGUCUGUCGCAUCACAAACUGUUCCCCCUCCAAAGACAAAUGUGUCAUCACCAAGGCACGGUACUGUUAUGCCAAUGGUGAAGGGUCAAGUCAUAUCUAAGCCAACUAUUUCCCUACGAAGAGUUAAUGUGCCCCUUGGAUUAUCAAAUAGAAACAGGGUCCAGCUGCCACAUACUAGAGGCACCUUUGUUGAUAACAUUGUUGAGCCAAAUCGAUUGAGCAUUGUUUCUGAGGAGGUAAAUGAAUCAAGGCAAGAGCCUGCGAACAGCAACCAUAUGCCCUCGACUUCUUCACAUGGCUCUACAGGCGUUGCCUUUGGAAGGUUGGGAUACUCCGCUGCACAUGAUGAUACCUUACCUCUAUCGCAUCUCAAGAAGGUUUGUUUCAAGAGUCCACCUAAAGGAAAGCAGAACACAACGCCUCCUCUUGAUGCAUCUAGAAGCAGUACUGAUUCUAAUGAGUAUGAAACUGAAUCCAGUUCUGAGGAUGAAGGGCUGGCAUUGCAGAUUGUUGAGUCCAAGAAGUCGUUCAUAGAGCGAAAACGACAAUUAGAUUCCAAAGAGGGUACUUCCUGGAAUUAUGAUGAUGCUGGAAAAUAUCUUGGACAGCCACCAAAAAGAAAGAAGUCUGCAAAAAAUUCAGGAUGUAGUGAAACUUCAUCAUCUUUGGUACAGCCCAAAGGUAUUCAGCACCACGAAGAUAAUGUACCUACUUUAAGAGAUCGAAGAGCUAAGACUUCCUUAGAGAAAGUUAUUAGUCCUAAGUUACAAAAGAAAAAUAAUUUGUGUAACAGUCAGUCGACUCUCUCAGAAAAUGGAGAGGCUUUCCAAUCUCCCGCGAAUGAUGUGAUGGACACAACAAAUUGUGAAGAAAUGUCUAUGUCUUUUACAUGUGUCACUGUAACGAGAUUACCUAUUGUCUUGUCUACUAAUCAAGCUGAGACCAGUCCAGAAAGUGCUCAACAAUCACCCCAAUUAUCUGAGCAGCAACAACACUCUGGUUUGAGUGGUGAGUUUAAGAGGUCCUCACCAUCAGAAGAAGAAAGCAGCCUUUCACAGAACAUGAAAAGAAUGGGGGAACAAUCAUCAAAUGCAACAAAGGCAAAGAUGAGAAGUGCUAAGUCUCAAAAAAGUUUGGAAGGGGCAAGUUCAAGUUCAAACCCAUCGUCCUCCUCUGACCCAAUCUUCCCUCAUGAAAGAGGUCCUGAAGAGGGAAACCAACCAGAAAUGGAGGCACAAUCAUCAAAUGCAUCAAAGCCAAAAAAAAGAAGUGCGAAACCUCAAAAGACCUCAGAAGGAUCACAUGCUAGUGCAAAUUCAUCGUCCGCCACUUCUGAUGGCUCAGAACAUGAUGCAUUCAUAGCCGGGCGAGAUGUAGCUGUUAAUCUUGAGAAGACCUGUGGAACAGUGCAUCAAGACAGGAAACAAUCUCAAGAUUCCAAACUCAGUUGUGGCCCACUAGAUGUCAUAGGAAGAAGUCCUAAGAAGACAGUACUUUUAGAAGCUGCUUCAAAUGAUAUUCCUCAAGUGGAUCUUGAUGAUGAUUCAAGCUCCAGUGUCGGCCCAGACAUAAGUUCUAAACGCCCCCGGCCAUUGGGCAGCUUUAGUGACUCGUCAUACUCAGAUGUUGUUGUGUCUAAAAAACAGAAACAGAAGAAAAAGAAAAUUCAGGUGCUAUCUGACAACGAGAAUAGUUGUAGCACUCAUAAUGAUGAUGCUGAUACUAGCAUUGUAGACACGUCUAAAAUAAUGCCAAAUAUUGAAGCCCGGCUUGCAGAAGAGGAAAGGAUGCAAUCGGCAGGGUGGUUAAAUGAAAUGGUGAACACAGAACCAGUGAGUGAAACAUUUGAAGACUCCUGGGAUGUUUUGUCCAACACAUCAAAAAACCAAACUGACAGUGAUGGUGAUUCUGAAGUCAUAAACCCCACUCCUCAGAAGCAAUUUUCAUUUACUUUGAGGCAAACAACUCAAUCAGAUGAUAUUGUCCCAAGUUCGCAGCCUCCAAUUCCCACAAUUCCCAGCCAUAGACUUGUACCCCCUUUACUUGGAGACAACCACAAAGACUCAAUAGGAAGCAAACCUAACGACUUGCCUCAAGAAGACCUGCUUGAGUCACUGGGUAACCAGAGAAAUACUUGUGAGGAUGUUCAAAUAGUGGAAAACCGUGAGUCUUCCCAAGCACCAGUGACUGAAGAUGCCUCUGAGACAAACCUUUUCUCUGAUCCCGUAGAAGUUACAGAGACCAGAAACGGAGAGCAUGCAGAAGAUGCACUUAAAACCACUAAGCUUCAAUUUGUCUGUAGCAGUCUUCCUAAGAAUUUAGUUGCACAGGUCAAAAAGCUUGCAAAUAUUGUUAAAGCUGAAUUUUCUUCCAAAUUCACGUCUGAUACAUCUCAUCUCAUUGUUGGAGUGGAUGAAAAUAAUAGGGCUGACAAAACCUUGAAAUACCUUUGUGCUGUUGCUGCUGGAAAAUGGGUUGUCUCCCCUGCAUGGGUGGAGAAAUGCUUAGAAGCCAAGAAACUUUUACCAGAGGAACCUUUUGAAGCUCUAGAUACCACAGGUGAGCCAGGCCCUCAACUUUCGCGAGAGUCUCGCCUCUCCAAGAAGAAUCUGUUCAGUGGCUUUGAGUUCUGUUGCAUUGGUGAAUUUCCAAAUAUAUCAAGAGCUCAAAUGCAGGCUUUAUUAAUUGAUUGUGGCGCCUCCAUCGUAAGCAAGCCAAGCAGCUUCUCUUUUGAGGAACGUGUUAUACCAGUAGCACUCGCUCAAUGGGACGAAUCCAAAGAAGCAGAAUAUAAAACCUGGCCGGGAGACUGCCGCGCUCCUCUUGUUCAUUAUGAGUGGGUUUUGGACUGCAUUGGAAAAUUUUCUGUAACAUCUUUCUCAGCGAUGCUGCUAAGUGAUGUCUCUGAAGACUACUAUGUGUCCAUGGGUAUUCCAUCGUUUCCUGUUUGAGUUAACUGAAUCCCAGCAGCGAUCUACUACAGCAAAUAAUUUGGAGUCUGCAACAAAUCUGUAAUUUUAUUUUAUUAUAGGUUUCUAGCCUUGUUUGAUUUUCUGUUGUAAUUCAUUUCUACCUUGGGAGAGAUGUUUUCUUGUCAUAAGGUAAAAUCCUUUUUAUCUUUAAUUUAAUAAAUUGUAUUGUGUUGUAUUGUA
Thrips palmi is the source of this 4420-nucleotide messenger RNA. RefSeq names its product breast cancer type 1 susceptibility protein homolog. Gene Ontology annotation, biological process: positive regulation of transcription by RNA polymerase II; negative regulation of fatty acid biosynthetic process; double-strand break repair via homologous recombination. Bases 608 to 4219 code for a protein of 1203 amino acids. Gene Ontology annotation, cellular component: BRCA1-BARD1 complex; plasma membrane; BRCA1-A complex. Gene Ontology annotation, molecular function: ubiquitin-protein transferase activity. The record is from RefSeq and is a predicted model, not a curated record. The transcript is spliced from 19 exons. NCBI's taxonomy places the organism in Eukaryota, Metazoa, Arthropoda, Insecta, Thysanoptera, Thripidae.